Molecule: messenger RNA, 1060 nt
Organism: Pectinophora gossypiella (pink bollworm)
Lineage: Eukaryota; Metazoa; Arthropoda; Insecta; Lepidoptera; Gelechiidae
Gene: Tsp2A
Product: tetraspanin-2A
Exons: 5
Coding region: 106-855 (249 amino acids)
Cellular component (GO): membrane
Source: RefSeq, a predicted model, not a curated record
GCGUUAUCUGUGCCGAUAACCAGCCAGUUACAAUUUGAUCCAGACCGUGAAUGGACUGCCGAAAAAAUAAAAAAUAUAAAAUAUUGUGAAGUGUGAACAAGUGCAAUGGCUGGAGCAGGCAGAGGGGAGGGGCAAGGUCCCGCAGUCGGCAAACUGGAGUCGCAGAUCUAUUGUAUCAAGUACACUUUAUUCUGUUUCAACGUUGUGCUCUGGCUCUUCGGAAUAUCAGUGUUCGCGCUCUGUCUCUGGAUAUGCAUCGAGCCUGGCUUCAACGAAUGGAUGAGGGUGCUUGAGUUGAGCAAGUACUUUAUUGGUAUCUACAUCAUCCUCAUCGGUGCCCUAGGCGUGAUGGUCACUGCCUUCCUCGGAUGUGGAGCUGCUUUGAUGGAAAACGUCUUCUUGCUUUUUGUGUACAUAGGAACACAAAUAGGCAUCUUUGUCUUCGGCCUGGUGGGUGCUUGUGUGGUCCUGGAUUUCUCCACCUACGAUUCGAGCAUCCAGCCACUGAUCCGUGACGUAAUCGUGAGACUCAUCAACAAUCCACAACACGACAAUAGCCGUGCCAUCUUGAGAAUGGUUCAGGAGGGGAUCGGUUGCUGUGGCGCUGAUGGUCCGAUGGACUUCAUCAACCUGAACAAACCACUUCCAGCUGAAUGUCGGGACUCUGUAACUGGCAACGCCUACUUCCACGGCUGUGUGGAUGAGAUGACCUGGUACCUCGAAGGCAAGACUGGCUGGCUAGCUGGCAUUGUCUUGGCUUCCUGCAUGAUCGCUGUUAUAAAUGCUGUUAUGUCGAUGGUCCUCAUUCAGGCAGUGAAGAAAGAAGAAGAAGAAGCGACGGUAUACAAAAACUAACCUUCUUUAUUCUUAAAUAAAUUAAUAUAGGCAUUAAAAGUGUGUAAUUUCCGAUAUAUUUAGUAAUUUAAAAACGUUAUAAUUCUAAAAAUAGUAACGGGAAUCGUUUAUUGAUGCCAUAUGUUUUGUGUUAUAGCCAUCCACCGUUUUCCAAGUAAGGCUUAGUUUCUAGAAUAAGUUUGCUAAUUAUAAUAUUUGAUAUCUA